Drosophila teissieri is the source of this 9672-nucleotide messenger RNA. RefSeq lists its product as uncharacterized. The record is from RefSeq and is a predicted model, not a curated record. Bases 338 to 9559 code for a protein of 3073 amino acids. Lineage: Eukaryota; Metazoa; Arthropoda; Insecta; Diptera; Drosophilidae. The transcript is spliced from 8 exons.
AAACGAUCGGAGAUCCAGGAGGUGUCUGCUGGACGUGGUGUGCGCCAUUCGAACGCCGAUGCUGUGUUGUACAUAUUGUUUAUAUAUAGAAAGAUAGAACAUCACUGUGUUCCCAAAGUUGAAUCGGAAACGGAAAAAUUCAAAUUUUUACCAUCGUUUGUGUGCGGCGCAUUCUAAAUAUAAAUAAAAAGAAAUCGCUUUCGGUUAAUGCCGCGUCGAAAAUACCCAUCCAACAAUACUGCGCCCUAAUCCUACACAGCAAGUCCUGCAAGUCCCAUGCCAAAGUGGCCCGGUUUCGGCUAAUUAUAUAGUGAGACCUGAGACCUGAGACCCGAGCAUGGAGAGAUCGCCAGCAGCCAAUGCCGCGGAGCCUCCUGGCGAGGAUGGGGUGCCCGAGACUGGCCACCGACCACCGCCUCGCAUCACGUUCAGCGAGAACUCCAGUUCCCUAAUCCGCUGCAUCCCCAACGAACGGGCCACGUUCUUCGUGAAGAUCGACUGCGCCGAAGAGGAUGAGCCCGAACUGCUGCCCUUCAAAUUCGAGUGGAGCCGAGGUGAGAUUCCCAUUGAGAACUCCGACCGCUUCCGCAUCACGGCAACCAGCAAUGCCGUCCAGCUGGCCGUGGAGCAUGUGCAGCGGGAGGACGCCGGCCACUACACGCUGUUCGCCCGGACGAAGAGCCAGGAUGUGGUGCGCAGGCACGUGGAGCUCAUCGUGGAGGACAGAUCCACGGGCGACGAUCCGCCGGUGUUCCUGCGCCGCCUGCCCGACCUGUCCAUCAAAGUGGGCACCCGGACACGCCUCCUAACCGAAAUACGCAGCUCAACAGAUCUUAAGCUCACCUGGUACAGAAAUGACCGGAGAGUGUGCGCAAACGACCGCAUCACGGAGGUCAGUGAGGGCACCUUCCACUACUUGGAGAUUAGUCCCGUGACGCUGGACGACGGCGGUCAGUGGAUGCUCAUGGCGGAGAACUUUGGCGGACGCAACUCCUGCCUGGGUAAUCUGAAUGUCUUGGUGCCGAAGGCCUACAAAACCCCCGAGUUCGUGGAGGAACUGCGCGCAGUGCUCACGGAGCAGGGAACCGUCUCGUUGGAGUGCAAGGUGGUGGGUGUGCCCACGCCCCAAUUGCGCUGGUUCAAGGACUCCAAGGAGAUCAAGGCUGGCGACAUCUUCGCCCUGACCGCCAACGCAGAUGACCCCACGUCACUGGGCACGUACACAUGCGAGGCGCGCAACUGCAUGGGCGUCACCUACUCCAGCUCCAAGGUGCAUGUGGUGGGACGCGGAAGUCGCGAGGGAUCCCUCAAGCCAGCGGACAGCGUGGCAAGCAAUGCUCCGCCUCCGAUAUUCACGAACGAACUGCGAGACAUGAGCCUGCUCAUUGGGGAGACCAUCAUUCUCGGCUGUCAAGUGGUGGUGCCGCCGUGGCCGAAGAGCGUCUGCUGGUACAAUGCGAGCGGUCGGGUGGAGACCGCCGAGCGGUACAAGCUGAUCGAGGACGGCCUGGGCGUCUACAUGAUCGAGGUGAAGCCAUCGGAGUCCUGCGAUGCCGGCGAAUGGAAAUGCGUGGUGACCAGCUUCGAUGGCAGUAAGGGCAUUUCAACGUGUUCCGUUGCCAUGGACAUACCCAGGAACUAUCGCAAGCCCAGGUUCAUGGAGAGCCUGCGCGCCGUGCUCACCGAGGAGGGACUGGUGUCCUUCGAGUGCAAGGUGGUGGGCUUUCCCACGCCCAUUCUCAAGUGGUUCAAGGAUGGUCACGAGCUGAAACCAGGUGAUGUCUACCAGCUGACGGGCACCAACUCAUUGGGCACCUACUGCUGCAUUGCGCGCAAUUGUAUGGGAGAAACCAGCAGCACUGCCGUCCUCACCGUGGAGGACAUUCAGAACCAACUGACCGAGGAGGAGCGUCUGGUGUUCACCGAACAAAAUCAGAACCAAGCGCCAAAGUUUCUAACUGGACUGAAAAGCACGGAUGCUAAGAUCAACGAACCCUUUCAGUUCAAGGUGGUGGUGAAGGCCACUCCGGAUCCAAUACUCUCCUGGUUCCGCGACGAGCUGCCCAUUGAUCCGAACGAAAGAUAUAACCAUUAUCGGGGUGAAAACGAAGACUGGCUGCUGGACAUAAAGUCCGUGGAGUUUGUGGAUCAAGCGGAGUGGAAGUGCGUGGCCGUGAACGACUUCGGCACCAGCAUCACCUCCUGCUUCCUGAAGCUGCAGAUCCCGCGGCACUACAAGAAGCCGCGCUUCCUGGAAUGCCUGCGUGCUGUGCUCACUGAGGAGGGAGCCGUGAAUCUGGAGUGCAAGGUCAUCGGUGUUCCGCAGCCCGCUCUCAAGUGGUACAAGGAUGGGGUGGAGCUGAAGCCGGGCGACAUUCACCGGAUUAUCUCUGGACAGGAUGGCACCUGCUGCCUGGGCACUUACACGUGCGAGGCGAGGAACUGCAUGGGUAUCGUUGCCAGUUCGGCCUCGCUGCUGGGCUUCGAGGAUGCCCAAAGAAGCCAGCAGCAGAAGAGCGAGCAACUGCACGAGAACGAGCUGCAGAGGAAUUACUCCCUGUCCACCAUCCAGGAGGAGCGCACCUCUCAGCUGUACGAGACGCCAGUGGGUGACAUAACCAUCGAUGAAAAGGGCGACGUGUCCUUUUCCUUCGACGGCAAGGAGGUAUCGGUUUCACUCUACGAGACUCCCGAUCUUACGGAGGAGGAAGCUCUGAAGAUUGUGGAAAUGUAUGCCGAUCAAAUCUCGGAGCAUGUUACUGAGCACAACAUCGUCGAACUGCCACCUCUGCGCUUCGUCAAGGAGACCUCGCAAUCGGGAAAGCUUCUGAUGGAAGCGGUGGUCAUCGACAUUUCACCAGAAUAUUUCACAGUCGAGGACGAUAUGCGAACUGAGGCGGAUAUGGAUGACAUUUCCAUAAACGAGAUCACGGUACACGGCUCUUCGGGAAGAGAAGACCGAAUGGACAAAGAGACUGAGGAAUAUGUUCAGCAGUCCUUUGACAAAAUGGAGGAGGAACUAUCGCUAUCGGCUCCAAUUCGAAAGCGAAAGAAGUCCAAGCCCACGGAAACAGAUGAGUUCUUCAGUUUAUCCAAAGCCUCCGCCUCAGGCAGUCAAGGUGAGGAGGAGACAUCCGAUUUGCAAACCUUUGCCAGCGCCCAGAUGUCCGCAUCAACAAAGGCCGCCUCUGGUGCACAAAGUAGUCCGGAGAAGGACAAAGAUUCCGUGGCACCGCCAAAGCGUAAGAAGUCGAAAAAACCCACAGACACCGAUUCCUCCAAGACCACUGAGGAUGAUGCUCGCCUGCAGGAUAUUUCGGGUGCAGUGGGCGACGGAUUGAUGGUAACUCCAUCCUCCCAUGCAAAGGCUGUUACCGAUGAGAAUGAGAUUAAUAAAAAUCUGAUUGCCCUCGUUCCGCUCGCAAAGUUGCUGAAGGUUAUUGACAAUCAUUUGAGUGCCGUCGAGAAUGAGGUGAUGGAACAGUCCACCAUGAUGAUGACCCCGUCGGCAGCGGAUCAGAGCAUAGCCAUCAUCCGCAAUAUAAUCGAUCCCAUCAAGCAAAUCGAAUCGAAAUUAAGGGUGUACUCUGGUGAGACUCAAAUCGACGCCCUCAUUCAAUCGAUGGAUGAGGACAUCCGUCGAUUGCACUUGGGCCUCCAGGUGAUUGAAAAGUGCGUGGAGAUCGACGAGACUGGAGCCACGCUCAUCCAACGCACCAGUGUCUGCAUCAUUGACAGCGUGGCCGAGCAGAUGAAGAGAGCACUGGAGGAGCUGAAAAUCGUUAGCAGGAAGUUUGAAUCGGAGUGUCUAAGGGCCCAAAUCGAACUGACUGCCGAUGACAUCCAACAGGGAUUAGAGAUCACGCAGGGCACGAUUAAGUCGCAGGCUCUUCUGCAGGAGGCUCAAGAACUGGAGGCAGCAAAGCAUUUCUCGGAAACGGUUGAAAAAAUGCAAGAAGUACCCGAUUCCGUGUCCUUUGCCACCAUUUCGGAGGCCAACCUGCCCAGCGAAGCAAGCGCUCUGAAGGAGAUUUGCCAACCGGUGGCAAAGAUCCAGGAAGCUCUGGAGCGCGUCGAAAUGGAACUAUCGCUGGAGCAGUCCGAGGAGCAGAUCUACAAGAAGGUGCACCAGAAGGUGCUCGAGAGCAUUGUGGAGCCGAUUAAGCAGCUACAAAGCACACUGCAGUCCAUUGAAGAUAAGACGGAGUCCCUCGCGGGAUCCGAGUCAAUUGAGCAGAAAAUAAACAUGGCCAUUCUGGAUAUUGUUACGCCACCUCUUUUCGAGCUCAAAAAGGGCCUAGAAGUAAUCCUUAGCGAAAAAUCAGGCAGUGUGGAGGGUGGAAUGCUGACAGUUAGCACUGUGGAAUCGAUGGUGCCCCCCUUGCAGGAGAUUCAAAACGGCCUCGCGCAGCUGGGACAAGAACUGGAAGGUGGUCAGGAUCAUGUGCCUCAGGAGGAACUGCGAUCGGAUCCAGUUUUGGGUGUGGCUGAUACCCAGAAACUAUUACAAUCAUUUGCCCAGGCUGUCUUACAUUUUGAGACCAACAUCGAGAGGAUCUCUGCCCGACUCUCCCCUAACGUUAAGAUUCGCUUGCUGAACCUAAAGGAUGAACUGUCAGCUUUAAUAGGCUCGAUUUUGGAAAGGGAAAUUACCGGACAUCAUGUAGAAUUGCUGGACAGACUAAAGCGACCCGUCGACGAGCUAAACUACUGCAUCCGUCAGACAGAGGUCAAGAAUAUGACCGGUUCCUUAGCCGACCUGAUUGAACCACUGAGUAUGUUGCAGGAGAACACCCAAAAGGGUCACCAACGUUUGCUGGUCGCUCGGGAACCCGACCAGCAGGCUCUCCAGACGCUGGACAAUAUACGCAGCCUCAUCCGCAACGUGGUCAUCGAUAUAGAAGAGCACGAGUUUAAGAUUCUGCAGCAAGAGAUUCAACAGGAUGAGGAGCAAGCGUCGCAGCAGCAGGACAAAUCCUUUAGUGCCCUGCGCAAAGUGCUGGAGACUAAGGUGUCCUUGGAGGAAGCAGUUGCCAACAUAGAAACCCUGCAGGAAGCGUUGAACAAAAUAAGCGAAAGCCCCAAGGCUUCCGAGCGAGUGAAGACCUCCUCAAACGAAGCCCAAGUGUACCUUCUGCGCAUCCUGCAAAUUGCUAAAGGACUGGCGACAUUCAGCGAGGCAGAGACAACACUCGACGUCAACGAGGCCAACACAACUAGAAUUCUUUUCGAGUGUGGCAAAAGUUUUGCUGACUUGGCUAAAGCCCUACACACUCCCGAAUCCUUGACUGAGAGUGAAUUCAUUAAUGCACUGAAUCAGUUUGGCGACAUUGUUGGCCAACAAAAGGAAACAAUGGAUGAGAAACUUUCCAUUGCCAGUCCGCUCUCCAGUCUGAUUCAUGUGCUCCAAAACUUGAAGCCCCCGAGAGCUUCAAUGGAGGACUUAUCCACCUUGGAUGAUGUGUCAGUGCUUAAGUCAGCCGCAGAGUCUUUGCCCACUGAUCCGGAUGCGGGUGUGCCCGCAAGUCCAGAGAAACCAUCGACUGUUGAUGUUUUACUGUCGGACUUGAACCAGGGAAUCACAUCGGUUCUCUCGCAUUCUGAAGAUCCUGACGUGGUUUCGCUAUCGGGACCAGCUGCUCAGCAGGUACAGGCAGCCCUCGUUAAGAUGCAAGAGCUGCAAAGUAGCUUGGCAGUGGUUCAGGAAACCCACCUGGUGGAAGCGGCUCAUUCCAUGUCAGAGGCCAGUCAACAGGGAACAUUCGCCGAGGCGCUCUGCAGCUUGGAGCGCUGUGUUCUUCAGGUGGAGGAGUGCAUGGCCCACAGUGGCGUCGAGAGUUUUACUGAUCUGGAACUGUCCAAGCUCAAGACCUUGGCCACUCCAUUACACGACGUGAGGCAGUACUGCGAGCAGAUUGAUGUGCAACUCCUGGAAAAUGUCACUGAUAUUUCAACGCAGGGAGAUAUCUCUGAACUUAAGAGCUGUGGCCAUCAGCAAACAGUAUCAGAUCACAUCCAGGAAGUAGCCGUCGUGGAGGAAGAGCCACAAGUGGAUGUAUUCGAUAUACAACAAGGUGUUGCCAGCGGCAUCAAGCAACUAGAAGCCUGUCUGGAAGUCACCCAGACGGAUGCCAAUAAAGAGCUUCAGCAAGUUGGCAAAAUAAUGGAGCAACUGAAGUCAGAUCUGGAGAACAUACAGAUUGCCCUUGUCACUGAUACCGUUCAACAGGAAACCGUUUUGGCCCAAGCGGAAAUAGCACGCACCAUGUUCAGAUUGAAGGAGUGCUUGGUGCACACCUAUGAGUCUGGGUUGGUGGACUCCUUGGAGAACGUAGAGAGUGCCUUUGAAGACAUACUGCUCUCGUUACCAAUUCUAGAAACUCAGUUGGCCGAGGAAAUGUUCGCCAAAAUCGAAAAGGCAUUCGCAAACUUUGUUGCCUACUGUGAGCGCCCAGAAGCUGUGGAUUAUCAAAAAUUAAAAACUCUAAAGCAACCUAUUGAAAGUCUAGUAAGUUCCAUUGGAGCUGUGGCCGCUCAGCCCACCGUAGAUGUCGACAAAUCAUCUUCGGUUGUUGUUCAGCUGCAGACUAGUCUAAUGGCUGCUUUUCGAGGUAUCAACGAUGUCAGCGAGCAGAUUAGUAACGAAGUCUUAGGUGGCCUUUUGAAGACCCAAAGCAGCUUAGUGGCUGUCUUUGAUUUUAUUGAGGGCAAUGACAAUACAAUUCGUGUCAUAGAACUGUUGCAGGAAAUGGAUUCUAUUACUGCGGAAUUGAAGGCAUUGUCUGAAAUUCAUGUUGAGCCCACAGUGCCAAUCGAUAUAGGCAUAAUAAUUGAAAAUGUUUCGUCCGGAAAAGCGUUCCUUGCCGAAAUCUUGAAAGGACUUCGAUCCCAUAGCCCGAUAUAUAAUCUUUUGAUAGAUAAAUAUACGGAUGAAAUCGCUGAACUAGAGGAAACUCUUGCGCAAAUCGAGAAUGAAAUCCUUUCUCAACCCCAACUCACUCAGAUAACCACCAAGCAGUUUGCCCUCAUAGAUGCACUGCAGCUGCAGAUCAGUAAUCUUCAGGAAAAACUUAACAAACUGAACGUGUCUCAUGCCGAACUUCAAAGUCAAUCGGAUGUCUCCUCACCUGAAUCAGCCUUGGAAACUGACAUAGAUAUUAAAGAGGGAUCAGGAAGCCAGGAAGACGUUGAACCCGAGGCUAAAAGACCCAAAAUUUUGGAAUCCGAUCAACAACUGGGUUCUUACAAACAACCCGACACUCAACCAGAAGUACCUCAGAAAACUGUUGAUGAAACCAAGAAGGAGAUUGAAGCAGAAUCAAAGCAACAAAAUGAGUUCGCUACUCAGAAAGACGAUCAGAAAGCAGAUAUAAUAUCUGAACAAGAAAAACAACAAGAGAGUAAACAGAAAUUGGAAAAAGAGGGUGAUGCCGAGGUAGAACCAACUAAAGUUGUGCCUCAAAAGGCAUCAUCUGAAACUAUUUUGAAAGCCCUAACCGAAAAAUUAUCGCAAUCUUCUAACAAUGCUGUGCAAAAUGAAGCAGUUAAAACAAUCAUGACAGAAUGCCAGGAUAUUCUUGAUAAUAUUGAUAAUAUCGAAAAAGUUUCAAAGUCAAUAUUCAAGUUAAGAGAGCACAUUGUUCACACCUAUGAUGGCAAGCCAACAGAGGAGCAGACCGAGAAGGAACUUGUUGAAGAACUUAUUGAAUCCCUCUUCGAAGCCUGUCCAGAAGCCACUGAGCACGUAAUUCAAACCUACAUUAAAGAAAUUAAAACCAACAUUAUUUUGUCAAAAGCGGCAAUUCAACUUAUUGACGAUAGCAACAUGUUCACAAAGCCGUCUCUGCUAGUUCCUAAACUGGUAAAUCUUGAAAAACUUUCAGAAAAAACUCAGUCGAUCAAACAUAUUGAUAAGUCAUCGAAAGAAAUGAUUAGCUUGCAACAGAAUUUAAUGGACAUAUUCAUCAUAUUUGAUGACCUUCUAGAUGAAAGAACGGAAAAAAUAAAUCCGAAAAUAGAAGAAAUUAAAAAAAUACUGCUGAGUGAAUAUGAUUACAUUGAGAAAAAAGAUGGGCAACUUCACUCUGCUGUGGUUAAUGGAAAAAUUCAAUUCAUUACUGAAAAGAUUCUUAGUAUUUGUGAAGAUUUCAAGCAAAUUAUUGAAAGUCAACACAAAAAUAAGGAUGCAGCAGGAGAUAUCAAAAAAUCAGAAACUGAAGAUGUUGUUGACCAUUCAAUCGAAGUAACGGACACUGAAGUUGAAUCAGAGAAAGCAGAAGCCUUGGAUAAACAAGCCCUGGAAGAAAAGCAACUAGAGACUAGUGCACAAAAGCAAACAGAUCAGGAUGUCGAACAGAAGUCCCAGAAACCAGAAGUAUCUGAGGUCGUAGCUGAGAAGAUAUCUGAAGAAAAGAUUGAGGAACCCAAGAAACCUGAAGUAAAGGACACUGAAGUUAAAUCAGAGAAAGCAGAAGCCUUGGAUAAACAAGCCCUGGAAGAAAAGCAACUAGAGAAAAGUGCACAAAAGCAGGCUGAUCAGGAUGUCGAACAGAAGUCCCAGAAACCAGAAGUAUCUGAGGUCGUAGCUGAGAAGAUAUCUGAAGAAAAGAUUGAGGAACCCAAGAAACCUGAAGUAAAGGACACUGAAGUUAAAUCAGAGAAAGCAGAAGCCUUGGAUAAACAAGCCCUGGAAGAAAAGCAACUAGAGACUAGUGCACAAAAGCAAGCAGAUCAGGAUGUCGAACAGAAGUCCCAGAAACCAGAAGUAUCUGAGGUCGUAGCUGAGAAAAUAUCUGAAGAAAAGAUUGAGGAACCCAAGAAACCUGAAGUAAAGGACACUGAAGUUAAAUCAGAGAAAACAGAAGCCUUGGAUAAACACGCCCUGGAAGAAAAGCAACUAGAGAAAAGUGCACAAAAGCAGGCUGAUCAGGCUGCCGAGCAGAAGCUGCAGAAACCAGAAGUAUCUGAGGUCGUAGCUGAGAAGAUAUCUGAAAAAAAUAUUGAGGAACCAAAGAAACCAGAAGUAAAGGACACUGACGUUAAAUCAGAGAAAGCAGAAGCCUUGAAUAAACAAGCCCUGGAGGAAAAGCAACUAGAGAAAAGUACACAAAAGCAGGCUGAUCAGGCUGUCGAACAGAAGUCCCAGAAACCAGAAGUAUCUGAGGUCGUAGCUGAGAAGAUAUCUGAAGAAAAGAUUGAGGAACCCAAGAAACCUGAAGUAAAGGACACUGAAGUUGAAUCAGAGAAAGCCGAAGCCUUGGAUAAACAAGCCCUGGAAGAAAAGCAACUAGAGAGUAGUGCUCAAAAGCAAGCUGAUCAGGUUGUCGAACAAAAGCUGCAGAAACCAGAAGUAUUUGAGGUCGUAGCUGAGAAGAUAUCUGAAGAAAAGAUUGAGGAACCCAAGAAACCUGAAGUAAAGGACACUGAAGUUAAAUCAGAGAAAGCAGAAGCCUUGGAUAAACAAGCCCUGGAAGAAAAGCAACUUGAGAGUAGUGCACAAAAGCAAGCUGAUCAGGCUGUCGAACAGAAGUCCAGAAACCAGAAGUAUCUGAGGUCGUAGCUAAGAAGAUAUCUGAAGAAAAGAUUGAGGAACCAAAGAAACCAGAAGUAAAGGACACUGAAGUUAAAUCAGAGAAAGCAGAAGCCUUGGAUAAACAAGCCCUGGAGAAAAGC